Molecule: messenger RNA, 474 nt
Organism: Mytilus trossulus (common blue mussel)
Lineage: Eukaryota; Metazoa; Mollusca; Bivalvia; Mytilida; Mytilidae
Product: histidine-rich protein PFHRP-II-like
Exons: 1
Coding region: 1-474 (157 amino acids)
Source: RefSeq, a predicted model, not a curated record
AUGGAAACGCAUGGUUCGAAGGAACAUCCCACUAAGGAAACGCAUGGUUCGAAAGAACAUCCAACUAAGGAAACGCAUGGCUCGACAGUACAUCCCUCUAAAGAAACACACCAUGCGAAAGCAGCUCACCACCCAGCAAAACAAAAGCAUGACCAAAAGGAGAAGGACUCGAAAGCAGUUACAGAACAGUCAAAGGAGGAGCAUGAUAAAACACAUCAUGAUAAGGAUAUCCCGAAAGACUCCCAUCAUGAAAAAGAAAAACCGAAAGGAGUCCACCAUGCUAAAGCUGCACAUCCUUCAAAAGAUGUUCAUCAUAAAGAUAAAGAAUCAAACCACCCAAAAGAAGCGCACCAUCCUAAGGCAGCUCACAACCCCAAAGCAGCAGACAAAUCAACAGAGAAACAUCAUACAAAUGGUGCACAUCACCCAAAACAUCCCGUUAAACAGGAUAAAGACAUAUCAGAAGCAUCAUAA